Molecule: messenger RNA, 3691 nt
Organism: Antechinus flavipes (yellow-footed antechinus)
Lineage: Eukaryota; Metazoa; Chordata; Mammalia; Dasyuromorphia; Dasyuridae
Gene: CENPN
Product: centromere protein N
Exons: 10
Coding region: 1-1014 (337 amino acids)
Biological process (GO): CENP-A containing chromatin assembly; chromosome segregation
Source: RefSeq, a predicted model, not a curated record
AUGGAUGAGAUUGUUUCAGAGUUUAUUAGGAGAACUAUUCUGAAAAUUCCAGUUGCUGAAAUUUUGAAAAUCCUGAGAAUAUGGAACUUUAUUCCAGAAAGUCAGCUGAAGACCAUAAACUUUCAAAAAUUCAAGGAAGAUGUCUGCCAGCAAGUGGUUGAGCUUUGUAAGAAGAAACGUGCAAGUAUGGAAGAAGCUGUUAUUUUAGACAUAAUUUAUCAUCAGACUUGCCAGAUCAAGAAAAUUUGGAUUGUUUAUAAAAUGACUAAGACCCCCGAUGAAGAGGUUGAUCUUUCUGAUAUGGAAAAAUUUAAAGAUACUUUUAAGAAAGUUCUUCAGAGGGCCUUAAAAAAUGUACAUAUCAGCUUCAGAGACAGUGAAGAUAAUGCAGUAUGGAUUCGAAUUGCCUGGGGAACACCUUACAUGCAACCAAACCAGUACAAAACUACUUAUGUGGUGUAUUAUUCUCAAACUCCUUUCGUCUUCAUCUCUCACUGCCGUGUUAAGAAGUACAUUCCAGAGCUCUGGCAGGCCCUGAUGACUGCUGGCAAUUACCAUAAGAUCAGACAAAUGGAACUCCGAAGUCUAUAUCUGGAUUCUCUUAAGUCUAUUGUUUUUAAACAGUAUAAUCAGGAUUUUGAAACUUACUGUCCUACACCUUUACAGGAAGGAAAUACUGAGAAUGAAAUAGUUGACCCAAGGAUCAUUAAUGAGAAUGUAAAAGAGAAGGAAAGAAUCCAAAGAGUGACACGGGAAACUUUUGGGGAUUAUGUCCAACCAAGAAUAGAAUUUGCACAGUAUAAGCUUGAAACCAAAUUCAAAAUUGACUCUAAAAAUGGCAUCUUGGCUGAAAGGGAAGAACCUUUCAGAUGUUUGGUUAAAUUCUCUAGUCCACAUCUUUUGGAAGCAUUGAAAUCUUUAGCACCAGCUGGUAUUGCAGAUGCACCACUUUCAUCACUACUUACUUGUAUACCCCACAAAGCAAUGAAUUAUUUUACAAUUAGAGAGAAAUAAGUUUUAUUUUGAAGAAACUUGAGUCCCUUGUCUUAUAUUCUAAAACAUUUCAGUUCUCUUGUAUAUGUAUCUCUCCUUUCUAUGUACUAAUAUUUCAGUAAUAGUCUUGAGAAAAUAAUACUUGCACUCUUAGUGAACCUGAUUCUUCUCUCUCUCUCUGAAAACCAAAUUGUUCUCCCAACAUGAGAGCAGAUGCAAAUAGGAUUGACUCUAGCAUUGGUACUGCAGCAGGACCACAAGUAUCCUAAAAUGAAGAGGACUGUGCAGAACUUAAGUGUUCUUAAGUUCUCUUAAGUUCUUAAGAACUUUGUGUACUUAAGUGUUCAUAAGCAGCAACUGCCAUAGUUUUUCCAUAUCUGUCCAACCCAUGGUUUUAUAGCUUGAUAUUCUUUAGCCUUGGCUUUCAAGAUCAGAAUCACCAAAAAAUAAACAAGUACUGCACAGAUUUUAUGAAGAGAAUAGGAAAUUGUUCCACUGAGUCCAUUAUACACUCAUAUCAUCAUAUUCCUUUUCGUGUGACAUAGAUUCAGAAAAUCACAGAAACAUGCAUAAACUGUGAAUAGUUUAAUUGGAACAUACUUAUGUUAAUUUUAUGUUUUAUUUUAUUUACAAUUCAUUCAAAGUACAUAUAAACAAAUAAAUAGAAGCACAAUAAAUAAAAAUGUGAAAAAGCUACAAAAAAAAAACCAAUGAUAUUAAUUAAACUUAUCUGGUUCGUAUGACUGAAAAAUAUGAUUUUGUGGAAAAAAUUGUUUUACUCCAUAAACCAACAAACAUAAACAGGUAAUAAAUGUUUACUGAAGGAAGUACUGUCAGUAAAAUAGACAGCAACAUUUGUCUUGCAUAAAUUAUAAUUUGGAUGACACUUUUUUCCAAGGGUACUAAUGAUGUCUUAAUUGUUGAAUCUGAUGGCAUUUUCUCUCUUAAGAUCUCCUUGAUCUCUGUAGAAUUUGACUAUUAACCAUUUCCUCCUGUAUAUCAUUUCCUUGGUUUUCAUGAAACUAUUCUGCUGGUUCUCCUUUCUGCAGACUAUUCCUCAGUCUCGUUAAUUAUGUCAUCCAUGAUUAAAAGCCCUGUCCUUGGUCCUCUUCUCUUUAUAUAUCCUCCAUUUUGAGUGUCUCAUUAGCUCUCAUAUUUAAAUAUUGAUCUCUAUGCAAAUAGUUUAUUGAUGAAGCAUUAGUUUCUACUAAGUUUCACAUUUGAACACAUCUUCCUUAUGCAUCACUGAUAUGAAACUCAUCUAAAAUAAAAUUCAUUUUCUUUUCAUACCACCUCCAAACCUGUCCUUCAUGGUACCAACAUCCUGUUUCUAGUUAUUCACAUUCAAAACUUUGUAAUUAUCCUUAAUUCUUCCCUUUUUGCGUUGUGAACUAGAUGAGAUAAAUUAAAAAUAAAUCCAGUAGUAUUUUAUUUUUCCAAUUAUAUGUAAACAUAGUUUUCAACAUUUUUUUUUUUAAUUUUGAGUUCCAAAUAUUUUCUUCCCCUCUCCCUAAGACAGUAAAUAAUCUGAUACAUGUUAUGCAUGUGCAUUUAUUUUGAAUGAAAACUUAAAAGGGAAAAGACAUGAGAAGGAGAAAGCAAACCAUAAAAAUAGUAUGCUUUGAUCUGCAAUGUCUCAGUAAUUCUCUCUUUUGGAUGCAGAUGGCAUUUUCCAUCCUAAGUCUGUUGGAAAUGUCUUGAAUCAAUGUAUUGCUGAGGAGAGCCAAGUCUAUCAGAGUUGAUCAUUAUAUAAUCUUCCUGUUGCGGUGUACAGUGUUCUUUGGUAGUACUCAUUUCAUUCACAUGAAAUAUUUUUUAAAAAGUAAUUAGCAUAAUGCUUGGUCUAGAGUAGGUACUCUAAAAAUGCUUAUUUCUUUCCCUUCUUCUUCUAUCACUGUCCAGCCAGUUGUCAAAUCUUAUUAAUUCUAAUUUUUUUUUUUUGAGGCAUUUGGGAUUAAGUGACUUGCCCAGGGUCACUAUGAAGUGUUAAGUGUCUGAGGUCAAAUUUGAACUCAGGUCCUCCUGACUUCAGGGCUGGCACUCUAUCCACUUCGCCACCUAGCUGCCCCCCAUAAUAUCGUUUGUGUAUCUUUUCCUAUGCUACCAUGAAUUCCACUUUAGUUUAGGUCCUCAUCACAUGUUGCUUGAACUAUUGGAACUGUCUAUCAAUUAAUCCCACUAGUGUCUCUUCCCCAAUCUAUCCUCCAUACUGCUGCCAAAAUAAUCUUAUAAAAAUAAAUGACUAUAUUCUCCAGCUCAGAACAGCUUCCCUCUUUACUCAGAUGAAAUAGAUUUUAUUUGGCAUAAUAAUGAAAGGCCAACUUGACAUCCUAGGUCUCUAAGCUUCUUACUGUAUUUCAUUGAAAUUGACCUUUGUGCUGUUCUCAACAUUCUACCCUUUACCUCAGUGUCUUUACACAGAUUGUCUAUCCUUGUCUAUCUGAAACGCACCUCAUCCUCACCUCCACUUUUUACAAUCUGUAGUUUUAUUUAAGGCUUGGCCUGUGUAGGGGACUAUGGAAAGCCCCCUCAUUUUUAGCACUCUCAAAUGCUUAUGUGUUUAUAGGUGUAUGUGUAAUUUUAAGUUCCUUAGGAGUAGGACUCUUUAAUUUUGCCUUUCUCUCCCCAGUAGUUAACAUUGUGCCCAACACAAAAUAGAGUUCAAUAAAUGUUUAAAUAAAUCAGUUCAGUUCAGUAA